AUGGAAAUAUCGAUAUUUUACAGUGAUAGUGAUGACAGUGAUUUGGAGGUGCUGGCUCAAUUAUCCGAUUGGGAUACUGAUAGCGAAUCUGAAGAUAGACACCGCGCUUCUUCACGAAAAAUUAGAAGGUUGAACUACAUGCAGAGUCUGGAUGAUGCCGAGUUCAUGAACAAUGGGGUUUCGCCACUUCAUCAACUUUUAUUGACAUUACGAUUUUAUGCGUUAGGCACGAUGUUAAUUUCUGUAGCGGACUUUGUUGGAGUAUCAAUAUCCACAGCAGGUAGAAUAGUUCGUGAUAUAUCAUCAGCAAUUGCGAACUUAUAUGAUGAAUACGUUGUAAUACACCAACAAAGUGCUGAAAAAUUCUACCAUAUUGCAGGAUUUCCUAGAGUUUUAGCUGCAAUUGAUUGCACUCAUAUACGAAUCCAAUCGCCAUGUCAUGUAAUUGGUGAAGAAUUUAGGAAUCGUAAAGGUUACUUUUCCUUAAAUGUCCAGGCAAUCUGUGAUGCUGAUUUAAAAUUCAUGAAUGUGAUUGCCCGUUGGCCAGGCUCGACACAUGAUGCCACAAUAUUUAACAACUCAAUUCUCAGAGCCCAAUGUGAUGCAGGUCUGUUUGGUAACCGUUGGAUGCUUGGUGACAGUGCUUACCCAAACAGGCCAUAUUUACUAACACCUCUUAUAAAUCCUGUUACUGAAGCUGAACAGCGCUAUAAUGAAGCACACAUAAAGACUAGGAAUAUUAUUGAAAGAACAUUUGGUGUCUGGCAGCGUCGCUUCCCUGUUGUGGCAUUAACACUGCGUUUAUCAUUGCCUAAGGUUCAGGCAAUAAUAAUUGCUACCGCAGUGUUGCAUAAUAUUUGUAGGAACCACAACUUAGAGGAAGUUCCUUCAGAAGUGGAGCUGCCAAUAGUGGAAAUAAAUGAAGAUAUGUACUUUUCGGAAGUUCAAGAUGUCAGUGAAAGAGCAGCACUUGUAAAUAAUUUUUUUAGAUAA
Molecule: messenger RNA, 993 nt
Organism: Parnassius mnemosyne (clouded apollo)
Lineage: Eukaryota; Metazoa; Arthropoda; Insecta; Lepidoptera; Papilionidae
Source: the annotation of a GenBank genome assembly